Molecule: messenger RNA, 995 nt
Organism: Neolamprologus brichardi
Lineage: Eukaryota; Metazoa; Chordata; Actinopteri; Cichliformes; Cichlidae
Gene: myf6
Product: myogenic factor 6
Biological process (GO): skeletal muscle cell differentiation; positive regulation of skeletal muscle fiber development; positive regulation of myoblast differentiation
Molecular function (GO): DNA-binding transcription factor activity, RNA polymerase II-specific; RNA polymerase II cis-regulatory region sequence-specific DNA binding; protein dimerization activity
Source: RefSeq, a predicted model, not a curated record
GUGUGAAAACGGAGUGAGGAGCGCAACAAUAUGAUGGACCUUUUCGAGACCAACAGUUAUCUUUUUAAUGAUUUGCGCUACCUGGAGGAAGCAGAUCAUGGACCACUACAGCACUUGGACAUGGCAGGGGUUUCCCCUCUGUACAAUGGCAAUGACAGCCCACUGUCCCAAGCGGGUCAUGAUAAUGUCCCGUCCGGUGGGGAGAGCAGCGGAGAGGAGCACGUCCCCGCGCCUCCGGGUCUCCGGGCGCACUGUGAGGGUCAGUGCCUCAUGUGGGCCUGUAAGAUCUGCAAGAGAAAGACGGCUCCCACGGAUAGACGUAAGGCUGCGACCCUCAGGGAGAGGAGGAGGCUUAAGAAGAUCAACGAAGCCUUCGACGCACUGAAGAGGAAGACCGUAGCCAAUCCCAACCAGAGGCUACCCAAAGUGGAGAUUUUACGCAGCGCCAUCAGCUACAUAGAGAGGCUGCAGGAGCUGCUGCAGACGCUGGACGAGCAGGAGAAAACCGGAUCUCCAUGUGACGCAAAAGAAAACAAUGUGGCCGGUGAGUACCACUGGAAGAAAUCCUCUGAGGCUUGGCCAACCUCUGCUGACCAUUCCACUUCAGCAAUGAACCGCAGAGAAGGAGCCAGUGAGUCUUCCGCGUCCUCCAGCCUCCUGCGGCUGUCCUCCAUCGUGGACAGCAUCACCAACGGUAGCAGUCAGUGAGGACGUCUCAGAAAACUGAAACAUUAGCAAACUAUCUGACAUUUUCAAUAUGAUCUAUUCUGAUCAUCUGUGAACUAUUUUUGCCAUACUAAACCAUUCUGACUUCUGUUUGUAAGUACUUCAUUUGUACAGGAAGCGCAAAAGAUUUGUACAUAUUUUAUAUUAACAUGAAGUUUAGAUGUAUUUAUUUUGUGUCCAAAGGCUAACCUUGGCUUUAAGGAAGCUGAAAUUCUCUUUAUAUAUUGUACACAGCUGACCAAUAAAAUAAAUGACUCAGUUCUACUCUU